Messenger RNA from Prorocentrum cordatum, 535 nucleotides. Lineage: Eukaryota; Dinophyceae; Prorocentrales; Prorocentraceae. The record is from the annotation of a GenBank genome assembly.
GACAGGCCCUCCAGAUGGCGGCGGCCCGCUUGCAGCGAGGACGCAAGGCCAUGGAGGCGGCCAAAGAGCAGUGGAAGAGAGCCAAGCAGGAGUUGGAGCGGUGCACGGAGAAGCUUCGUGCAUGCACGACUGAGGCUAUGGAAGCUGAACGUGAAGAGAUCGCGAAGGCGAAGAAGUUCUUGCCACCUGAGGAACUGCCCGUGCCACGGGGUGCUGUCCUGGACACCCAAGAGGUGCUCGACGGCAACCUGGAGCUGGAGAUCAGUCUGGGAGUCGACCUGGACGGGUUGGGCCUCACGCAAUCGGACCAUGACAUCUUGGAGAAGACGAAGGGUGAGCUCCAGGUCUGGUUGCGCAAAGCGGUGCAAGACACGUAUGGUCAAAUCAAUGAGAAGUUGCAGGAUCAGAAGGCCAAGGUGCCGACGCAGCCCCUGAGGCGCCUGCGCGAGGAGCGGCGACGGGUGCUGUCCGUGGCUCGGCAGCAGACCCCGCCCCUCGCGCCGCGCCAGCUCCUGGGGAUGAGCAUUCGCUCAAG